AUGGCAGCCAUCACUAAAAGCAAGCGAUCUCUUGAAGAGCCCCAAGAAGAUCGCAAAGUCAAAGUUACAAAGACCGAGAAACAAUCAUCACCUACUGCCCCAACCUCGCCCGCCGACUUCACCACAAUCAUGGCUUCUCAACUAGCUCUCAUCGAAGCAUCCAGCCGCACGCCGUUCGAGAAGAGUGUAUGGACACUUCUCUGCCAGAUCCCACGGGGGAGCUUCUCAACAUACGGUAUCAUGGCUGCGCAUUUAAAGUCGUCACCAAGAGCCGUAGGGAAUGCCCUGCGACGGAAUCCAUUCGCACCAGAAGUGCCAUGCCACCGCGUUGUGGCUACUGGAGGUGCGCUGGGUGGGUUCAAGGGGAAGUGGCCUAAAGAUGGUGAGGGAAUCACUCUUGAUGAGAAGAGGAAGCUUUUGAGAGGCGAAGGAGUGAGAUGGGAUGAUAAGGGGAAGGUUAUAGGGACACCGUUUAGCGGGUUUACAUGA
Molecule: messenger RNA, 489 nt
Organism: Fusarium proliferatum ET1
Lineage: Eukaryota; Fungi; Ascomycota; Sordariomycetes; Hypocreales; Nectriaceae
Exons: 1
Coding region: 1-489 (162 amino acids)
Biological process (GO): DNA repair
Molecular function (GO): methylated-DNA-[protein]-cysteine S-methyltransferase activity
Source: RefSeq, a predicted model, not a curated record